AGAGGGGGAAAAGGAUAUUCAAUUAAUAUAAAUCCAAAUAUUUAGAUAUUUUAUGAAUACAUUUACUUGCAAUUUCAUAUGAAAGGGGAAGGGGACUCCCCCAUAUUCUUCCCGCUACAACUGGCCAGUGUUUAUCACCAUCCAGCUAAAAAUUCACUCAUAUACAUGUACAUAGUUUAUAUAGGCAGAAAAAAUACAGUCUUUGAAACUAUUUUACAUCUUUAGUAUUAUUAAUAUUAAUUGAAACUAAAUGGAUAUUUAGAAAAAAGUUUGUAGUCUUUUACCAAAAUUGUAAAUUUGAUGAUCUCUGGGGUAGGGGUUCUGACCCCAGCAUGGGGUCAAACUAGCAUGUAGUGUAUAGUAAAUGUAUUUAUGUGUAAGUUUGCUGAUACUGUGUAAAAUCUAAAUGCAUAGGAAUAGCAGAAAAGGAUGUACAAAAAAUGGUGAAUUUCAAAACCCAGGGUUUUGACUAUAAGAUGGGUCCAAAUUAGUCAUAUCUUUUAAUGUUAAUUCACCUAUUACAUUAUGUAAAUCAUUUCAUCAGUGUGUGCACUUUUGAGGGCAUUGAAGUUUUAAGAACACAUCUUGUUUUAUACUGUUGCUGAACAUUAGAAUUUAGCUUAAAUAUUCAGAACAGGAAAUGUUUUCUAGAUUUCAUAGCCCUUGGGAGUAGUGAUACUUUUUCAUUAGUGCUCAGGUGACCGAUAAGGCCUGUGAGCCUCUUGUUUAAAGAUUUCUAACAUGUUGAUAUUUGUUAUGAUAUUCCAUAUAUCCUGAAUAUUUAAAGAAAAAAGAUCUAGAAGGCCUUUUCCAUUUUGUUUUAAAUUUCCUUACCCAAUGGCAGGGGUUUCUGACUCGGGGGCGAGCCCCAAAUAGUCGCAAUAGCUUUACAUGUAAUGUGUGUAAUGAUUGAAUAUUUUCAUUUUUAUUUGUGCUGAUGUUGAAUAAGAGCUAAAUGCAUAUUUAGGAGGAGCGUGAAGGGCUCUACCGAAAUUGUAAAUUUCAGAACCCCUGGGGUAAAGGGUCUUACUCAAGGGCGGGCCUAAAAUAGUCAUAUAAUGUUGAUAUAGAAUAUAUCAUGUAAAGUCUUUCAUCUGUAUGGGCAGUUUCGGGGGCAUUUGUGUUUUAAGAGCACAACUUGUUUUAUACUGCUGCUGAAUGGAAGGUGAAGAUAACGAACAAUGAUCGAUCUCAUAACUCCUAUAAGCAAUACAAAAUAGAGAGUUGGACAAACACAGACCCUUGGACACACCAGAGAUGAGCUGUAUGACGAAAAGAAACGUCUCUGUUGCGGGGAUAAGACCUAUCCAAUUUGGGACCGUUGGGACAGAGCCAGAAAAUGUUGUGGAGGUCAUCUGCACAACUCCACUAAAGACAUGGAUUGCUGUGGUGAAAGCCAAUACAACACAACAACACAUAUUUGUUGUGAAAAUAAAGCUUUUAAAAAAAUGAAAGGCAUCAUUUGUUGUCUCUCGGAAGCAUACGACCCCACCACUCACCACUGUGUCGACGACAAAGUUCUACUACUGACACAAGGUAUCUGUAGUAACGUUACAUACAAUACAUCCAGCAUGAGGUGUUGCGACAACCGAGUUCUUCACAAUAUUUCGGUAUAUACCAAUCCUGUUGACUGCUGCGGAACACAGGUGUAUUCCAUUAACACACAACAAUGCUGUCAUGGAACCAAUAUCCGGGCACCUAAAAAUGAAAAGUGCUGUGGGCAAGGUUCCAUAAAUACGUCUCUAUAUAUCUGCUGUAAUGGGGUGAACCAUUCCCGGUCGUCUGCAGAAUUGGUCUGCUGCGGAAACCAAGCAUUCGACAAGAAUCACGAAGGUUGUUGUGAAGGUACUAUCUACAAUCAGAAAGACCAGCAUUGUUGUGGUUUGACGCGGACAUGGCAAAAGCGGGGCUCUUGGUUACGAAGCGAGCGCUCUACCACUGGUGACAGAAAUAUAGCAAAGCUCGACCAAAAGUGUUGUGGAAUUCACGUGUUCGACCCAACGACUGAAUUAUGUUGUAACAACACCGAAACACCCAGCGUCAUCAGCAGAAAUACGACGUCAGGUGUUACGUCACAGUGCCCGCAGUACAGGGCUACGAACGUAUGCGGUUCAACAGCCUAUGACAUGAAGUUAGAUUUGUGUUGUAAUAGUAAAGUCUACGAGAACGGUAUUGCACGUGGUAAAGAUUGCUGUGAGCUGGACGGGUCCCCGUAUUGUGCUCUUAAUGGAAAAAUGAUGAGAAAGAGUAAUCAGCCUCAAGCAAGCCAGAAAUACGGAGUCUGUCGAAUAUGUGAUAAGAAAAUCCCUUCAUUUCUGGGCCUGAUCAGGGGAAGAACUGUGUCAGUUUGCGAUAAACAAGUUUUUAUGUUCAACGUUACUUCGGCUGUGCGAGCUGGGAGAUUCUGGUUGCUAAACUUAACAUCAGAUGCAACAGAGAAUACUGAAAAACAAAGAAAGAAAGAGAUCAUGCUUAGAGUGUUGGUGCCUUGCAAAUGCUCACAGCUCGGAAACACAUCCGCACAAUAUGUACUGCUGACCCGCAGCGCAGUUGUCCCGGGGAGACUGCUGCGGUUGGGGGAUGAUGAUUUUCUUUUGCCUAAAAAAGAGAAAGCUUCCAGCAUCAUUUUCAGAAUACAAGCAAAAUGCAAACACAGUAGGAAACAGUUUAUUGAAGAGUUGAAAAAGAGAAUGAGGAAGAGGGCAGACAAGAUUUUACAUGAACUUUUACAACUAAAAAUCCGUUAGACGUUGAAUGUUGGUUUGUGAUAAUUGUCUUAAUUUAUAUCAACUUUGUGGUCAUCUCUAGAUGUUGACACAUGAAUAAUUUACGUAUAAUUUUCUUUUUUCUUAGUUCUCCUAAACCAAAGGCUCAAGUGAGCUUUUCUGAUCAAGAUAUGUCCGUUGUCAAUCGGUGUUGUGAACUUUUAUUCAUUUUAUUACUCUACAACAUUUAUAUAGCGCAUUAUAUAGUUCUACAAUUACUCUAAGCGCUGUACAUAAUAUAUAUUUACACAAAAAUCAUGGACAGAUAAUUUUCUAAGACAUGUAACUUAACAAAACAAAACAGAAAACAAUACAAAGUGCUAAAACAAAUAUUUUGAGUCCACAUGGUAAAAUAGUAACAUUAACGGACAGAACUUUUAAGAAUGGUAUACAUUAUAAAACAUGGAGAUAGACUUUUCUAAAAAGAUAUGUUAUCUUCUCUUUUUAGUCAAAUUUUUAUAUGAGAAUAUAUAUAAGGAAUUUUUAAGAGUCGCGGAAGCACAUCAAAUCAUUGAUAUGCAAACAUUUAAGUUGUCUGGACUUUUUUUUUUCCCCCUUCUUCUUCUUCUUCAUAUUAUGGACCCGGCGUCUACUAUAAAGGGGAUCAAAAUUUACAUAGAACAAAAAUCUGUUUAAAACUCUUAUCCAGAACACAACAGCAAGACAAUGUAAGCAAAACUGAAAUAUGCAUUCCUAUGUAAUGUGGAUUAUAAUGCGGUUAAGUCAUGACCCUGUGGGGCUAGGCUUGGGACAAACAUUUUCGUGGAAAUAAAGAGGAUAAAAUCUUUUUAAAAUCUUACGAAGAACAGUAAUGCUAAUGUAGUUGAGGUGAGCAUUGUGGCCCAUAGGCCUCUUCUUUUAUGUUUACUGUACUCGUUUUAUUCAAGUUUUUAAACAUUAUUUUGCAUAUUUUUUAUUUUAUUUUUGAUAUACAUUAUUUUAGUUUUAUUUGUCACUUUAUCAUAAUCAUGUUUAAAGGGACAUUAGCUGUGAAAGUGAUAGCAACCAUUUCCCCCUAUAAAUCUAUAAAAAAUACAUAAGAGAACCGCUUUUGGUGUAAAGAAAUAUAUAGGGAAGAAUUCUUGUCUUUCAAGACAAUAAUUAUUUAAUCAACAAAAUCACACAUUGAUGAGUCUGCUUUGAGGUUAAAAAGUGUUUGAAAUAAUUAAAUACUGGUGUUUUUACUGAAAUAUAUAAUAUAGAGCAGUUGUCAUUGAAUUCAAUUUAUGGUGGCAAAAUGACAGCUAAUGCCCUUCUAAGUUAAGUCAAACCAAAGGCUUGGAGUAAUGUAUCAUAGAAAGAGAUUAUGGAUUUUAAAGUAAACUUAACCAUUAAAUGUUACAGUAGACUAUCUGUAAUUAUUUUGAAAAAUUUCUUAAAUCUUGAUGAAGAAAAAAUUGAAUGAAAAUUAAAACAUUCUCUACCCAUAUUUUUAGAAUAUACCUCAUAAGAAUUUCAAAAUGAAAAAAAUAAGUUUCUAAUUAUGUAGUGUACCGAACAUUUACAGUUACCAUGGCAACUAAAUGAGUUCAUGAAUCACAAAAAUAUGUUGUUUUUUCGGUACAUUUUCGUUGGGUUUUUUUGUUUUGUUUGUUUGUUUUUAUAAUUUAUUUAUUUUUUGGUCACAUACAAUACAUCAGACACUUACACAAACAUACCUUUCAUACAUGCAUACAUGCUUCAAUCUCCCUGUGGUUUAGGUUACUUGCUGUACAAUAGUGAAAGUAAUAUAAUAACUUUAUUGCGAAAGACAUACAUCUUAUAGCAUUAUAACAAAAUUGAACAUGGAUAAUAAUUACAAAGCUGAAAAUAAACAGCCAAUUCUUUCAAAGACAUCUAGCAUACAAUAGUAUAUAGUAAAUACACUAGUAUAGUGAUAGUAAAAAAGGAGAAUGACGAUACAAAUUACAUAUUAUGGACUGUUCUUAGUUCAAGAGCUCUACAGAUAAAUUUCCCCAAGUUACAGAGUUCUUUAACAUUGUUCACACUUAGUAGUUGUAUAAAUUCGAACAUGGAGGGUUUACUCCAGUAAUACUUCUUCACUAAUUUAGCUCUAAUCUGGCAAUAUACAGGACAGACUAACAAAAAGUGGUAUUCAUCCUCAAUUUCAGUGAUACAUGUUUUACAAAACCUUUUUUCACGUGGUACAUUUUUAUGUCUGCCAGUUUCUAUGGAUAAAUUAUGUGAUGAUAGCCUUAUUUUGGAGAUACCCUUUUUGUACAAUUUAGGAAUAGAUUUUUCUUGGUAAUAUUGCAAGUAAAAAUUAUCAACCAAAUGUUUGUAAAUAGUGCAUUUUGAUUCAUACUGCAUGUUGCUAAGUAAAUUUUGAAUAAAAUGAUCCUUCAAUCUU
Messenger RNA from Ostrea edulis (European flat oyster), 5115 nucleotides. RefSeq names its product galaxin-like. Lineage: Eukaryota; Metazoa; Mollusca; Bivalvia; Ostreida; Ostreidae. The coding region runs from base 1377 to 2747 and encodes 456 amino acids. The record is from RefSeq and is a predicted model, not a curated record. The transcript has 7 exons.